UUCUUCUCCGUUGGCUGUGAACGUAAUUUCUGUAGCCUGUAAAACGUUCCUGUUUUUAGUUGGACUUGUUUUCUCAACUCGCCUUUAGCUCAACAUAAACUACUAUUAUCUAGAAUUUUUUAUGGCUUUUAAGAACUCUUGUUUUGUUAUUGUUUGUCGGUAAACAAACCAGUCGGUCUGAACGUAUGUCAGAGCUCAAUCAAUGGAAUGAAAUUCUUACUUUGCACGUCGUGGGCUGGGAAAUUACACUUAGCGCCAGGAUAUCGGAAUAAAAGUUUUGACAAUAUAUCACUCCAUUUAGAAAGAAAGUCCAAUUUGUGUUUCUUAAUGUUUUGUUCAAAUGCUGUGUGGUACUAGUAGUUGUAUUCAAGCAGCCAAAAGAUAUUGCCCGCGGUUUUUCCACUGUCCGAUCCCGCCAGUCAUUGAGAGAUAUUGGCCAAUCGGCGUUUGAAACAAUCGUUAAUAAAGCCUAAUGGCAGUUUUGACACUGUCAUUAUUGAAAAUACGGCGUUCUUUUUCUGUCAAGAACAAUUACUUUUUCCUUAUUGAUUUCGUCUGUGUAAUGAAAGGUCUUAAUCAAGUUAUUGAUUCAUUCGUUCACUUGUUGUCCCUUGUCAACUUUUGUUGACUUACUGUUCAAGAAUAGAAAGAUCUUUUCUUUUCAUGGUAAACUGACGAAGAUUUAGGUUGUUAGGGACACGGAAUACUCUGUUUAACCUAUGUUGACCGAUGUGAUCUGUAGCUUAUGAGAUCACAAUGUUUGCAACGCUACGUUCUGUUUCUCGAAUGAAGCGCGCGCUGAGGAAAUCUGACCGAGGAAAUGGCCCUCGGCUUUCGAUUGCGGUAGAAAUCGAAGAGGAAGAAGAUUACAUGAGCACUUUCAUGUGGUAUGGAGAACCUUACACUCCAACAGGGAACUUCGAAGUGGAUUUUUGUGAAUUAUGUACAAGAGCAGGUUUCCCAAACAUGCAAGUCGUUCCACGACCUCAUCGUCCACCGACACCAAAUGUCAUACCCCAAGAUAACACUCCUGUAGGAAAGCAGGACAAGAAAGACGCUGACAAGAAAGACGACAGUAGUAAAGUUGAUGAAACAGCAACCAUCCCUGGAAAUGAAACUGAAGAACCACCCACAACAUAUAACAUCAAAGAAAAAUAUCAUUACUUUAAACCCAGAGUGGAGGUUGAAACUGAAGAGGANGGAAAUAAGUCUCAUAUCAAGGAGAUUUAUAUUCGAGGAUGGAAAAUAGAUGAUAGAAUUUUAAAUAUCUUAACUGUAACAUUACCUCCACUGGAGAAGUUAACUACAAUUGAUUUCUGGAACACUGGGCUUCAGGACAACAGUUUAAACACUCUAGCCACUCAUGUUGUUACUCUUCUCCCUAAUCUCAGAACUUUGUGUCUUGAUAACAACCCUGUCACCCUUCAAAGAUACGGAGCGUUUCUUGGCGAAGAAAGCACGUAAGCAUCAAGCAUGCAACAGUUUACUUUGUACAGCUAUUUUGAAUACAUGUAAUAGCUAGACCAUUUUCAUGUUCUUUGUAUUGGACUAGAACAAGCUUGCAACUGAUCAGGCUAAUGCGGGAGUCUGUCCAAAUGCAUAUGACGACAGUAAUCUCUUUCUAAUGAUAUUCCCCCGCGUGAGCCUCCAAGCUAGUUCCAGUCCAAAACCAGCUAUAUAAAUUAUGGCCAGUAUUUAUACAUUUUUACUUAUGCCAAUUAAGAGUGUUUAUGACAACUUUUUAAACUGAAUAAAUCUUUAAUUUUGUAUCCUUUGAAAGGUUCAUUUAGUCUGUAAUAUCAUGUGAUUUAGGUAACUGUUUUGUACUAAAACUGAAUUGUUUAAUUAUU
Messenger RNA from Orbicella faveolata, 1850 nucleotides. RefSeq names its product leucine-rich repeat-containing protein 71-like. NCBI's taxonomy places the organism in Eukaryota, Metazoa, Cnidaria, Anthozoa, Scleractinia, Merulinidae. Gene Ontology annotation, molecular function: protein binding. The record is from RefSeq and is a predicted model, not a curated record.